UGGAGAUCAUGUCUCAUUCCUGCUGCUGAGCUUCCACGGAGCAGGACGACGAGAUGCUGCUGCUGCUGCUGAGGACGCUACUGGUCUGUGCCAUCCCCGGUGCACUGGCACAACUGGGGGAGGAACUGGAUUUCGACUUGGCAGACUUUGAUUUGGGCAUAAGUCCACGCAGGGUCCCUCGACAGGUGAAAACCUUACUGUCCAAGGAGAUGAAACCUCACAUCACGGAACUCGCCAUCAAGACCACCAUCAUCUCGCGCUAUGCCUUCACCGCGGUGCACUGCGCCAUGCUCAACCGGCACUCCGCCGCCAGCGAGGGCGUCUUCCACUUCCAGAUCCCCGCUGGAGCGUAUGUCUCCAACUUCACCAUGAUCAUCGGAGGGCGUGUCUACCAGAGCGAGGUCAGGCCGAAGGGAAAGAGGGUCAAGCAGGACAACGGCAAACCCAAACACAAGGAGUCAGGUGACGCAAGCUCUGAGCCGGAGGUGGAGGUGUUUAAGAUGGCCGUCAGUAUCCCGGGGAGGAACCGGGCCGUGUUCCUGCUCACCUACGAGGAGCUCCUGCAGCGCCGCCUCGGGCGCUAUGAGCACGUGACCAGUCUGAAGCCGCUGCAGCUGGUCAGCCGCCUCAGCCUGGACGUCACCAUCGCCGACCACUCGCUGAUCCAGGACCUGCAGGUGCUGCCGCUCCGCAACGGAAAGACACCAGCCAGGCCGGAGCUUCCCAUCACCACGACCAUCAGGCACGAGAAGAACGCCUGGAGGAUCACGUUCAGCCCCAACAUCGUGCAACAGGCCAAGAUCUCCACCAGCGGCCUCCUGGGAGACUUCGUGAUCCACUACGACGUCCAGAGAGACCUGGGCAUCGGGGACAUUCAGGUUCUAAAUGGACAUUUCGUCCACUACUUCGCUCCCAAGGACCUGCCGGUGGUUCCCAAGAACGUGGUGUUUGUGAUCGACACCAGCGCCUCCAUGAUGGGGACGAAGAUCCGACAGACGAAAGACGCCCUGCUGACCAUCCUGAAGGACCUGCGUCCCGGAGACAGCUUCAACUUCAUCAGCUUCUCCAGCCGGAUCAAAGUGUGGCAGCCGAGCCGCCUCGUCCCGGUGACGCCGCUCAACAUCAGAGACGCCAAGAAGUUCGUCUACAUGCUGGUGCCAACGGGGGGUACAAACAUCGACGGUGCCAUCCAGACCGGCUCCUCUCUGCUCCGGGACUUCCUCUCCGGCCCGGACGCCGGCCCCAACAGCGUGUCCCUGGUGAUCUUCCUGACGGACGGGCGACCCACCGUCGGGCAGACCCUGUCCACGGCGAUCCUGGGGAACACCCGCUCCGCCGUGCAGGACAAGUUCUGCAUCUUCACCAUCGGGAUUGGGAACGACGUGGACUACCGGCUGCUGGAGCGCAUGGCCCUGGAGAACUGUGGGAUGAUGAGACGCAUCAACGAGGAGGCCGACGCCAGCGCCAUGCUCAAAGGGUUCUAUGAUGAGAUCGGAACUCCUCUGCUCUCGGACAUAAGGAUCAACUACACCGACGACUCGGUGCAGUACGUGACUCAGCGUCUCUUCACCAACUACUUCAACGGCUCGGAGAUCGUCAUCGCCGGGAAGCUCACGAACCAAAGUGCAGAAUCGCUCCACGUCCAGAUCACUGCCAGCAACAACGACAGGAGCAUCAUCCUGGAGACCGACGUGCCGCUGAGGCGCCGACAGAUAGAGACCGAGAAGCAUGUGAGGGAAGCGACGGCAGCGAUGGCGUCUGGAGCGAAGGCCCCGGGGAGCGCUCAGGGACUGGGAGUCGCUCUAGGUUCCAUCGCAGAGGACUUUGUAGAGCGUCUCUGGGGUUUCCUGAGCGUCAAGGAGGGGCUGCGGUCGCGGCUGCGCAGCCAAACCAGCAAAGAGCGGGAGGGCCACAUUCACCAGGCCACCAACCUGUCCCUGACCUACCACUUCCUCACGCCCCUCACCAACCUGCUGGUGGAGAAACCAGAGGUCCUGGCCGACGGCACCAUGGCUCCGGCGCCUGGUGAGACUGUCUCAGCUGCCAACGAGCUGCCGAGAGACAUGGAGGACGGGGACUCAGAGACGUCCAACUUGAAGCCGGGCAGCCAGACCUCAUCUCCGAGCAACUCAGCUGGUAAAGUCGAGAGGAGACCCGCCAAGAAAUCCAUCACCGUCUCCAAGACCUCAGCGGAUGGUGACCCUCACUUCGUGGUGGAGUUCCCUCUCAGCAAACUGACCGUGUGCUUCAACAUCAACGGUGAACCUGGACACGUCCUGCGCCUGGUCUCAGAUCACAAGUUCUCCGGCGUGACAGUGAACGGGAAGCUCAUCGGCGCCCCGGCUCCACCAGGCAGCCACAAGCAGCAGCGCACCUACUUCAGCUCCAUCAUCAUCGUGGUGGAUCGGCCCAGACGCGCCUACAUCGAGGUGACCCCGAAGAAGGUCAUCCUGGACGGGCGGGACCGCAUGGUUCUGCCCUGCCACUCCACCGCCGCCGUGGACAGCGGCGUGUUGUCCGUGUCCAUCGUGGGAAAGUCCAACGUGACGGUGACGGUCGGGGGGAACGUCAGCUUCGUGAUCCUGCUGCACCAGUACAAGAACCCGGCUCCGUACCAGAGGGACCAUCUGGGCUUCUACAUCGGGAACAGCAAGGGGCUGUCCAAGAACACCCACGGUCUGCUGGGUCAGUUCCUGUACGAGGACGUGGGACUGGCCCAGCUUCCUGCGGGGGGGGAGGUGAAGCCCUCUCAGGUCCUGAAGGUGAAGGGCCGCUCGGUGCCCGUGGUGCAGAAGAGCCGGAGGAUCUACAGCGGGUCGCAGAGCGUGGACUGCUGGUUCGCCAGGAACAACGCAGCCAAGCUGAUCGAUGGACUCUACGAGGACUACCUGGCUCCACACAUGUUCGACACGGGGGACGGACCCCACAACGCGUGA
Molecule: messenger RNA, 2936 nt
Organism: Pleuronectes platessa (European plaice)
Lineage: Eukaryota; Metazoa; Chordata; Actinopteri; Pleuronectiformes; Pleuronectidae
Gene: itih5
Product: inter-alpha-trypsin inhibitor heavy chain 5
Exons: 14
Coding region: 54-2936 (960 amino acids)
Biological process (GO): hyaluronan metabolic process
Molecular function (GO): serine-type endopeptidase inhibitor activity
Source: RefSeq, a predicted model, not a curated record